UCCAGCCUCCCCUGGGCUCUCACUGGGGCCAUGGCUCCAGGUUGCCACAUGCUCGAUCCCAGGGGGCCAUGGCACCCGUGAAACCCAGCCUCCUGUGAACAGGCAGCAGGAAGCUUGCCCCUCUGAGCCAUGCUGCACAUUAGCCCAGGUGAUGGCCCCAGAUAUUGAAGGGAACCUUCAUGGAAGCUUCUUGGCCAUCCCCAGGACCAGGAGGGGCAUCCUCAACACCUUGGCCACCUGCACCUGGGUCCUCACACCUCCUGCCUCCUUGACCCCACUGCCCAGGGGUUUUGAAUAACUAACUAACAGGCCAACUAAACUUCCUGCCCAAGGUCCUCCAGCCCAUGGGAGAAUCGGCUGGGCCUCAAACCCUGCCCAGGCCUGGCUGCCGUCCGAGAGCUCCUUCCUGGAAGACGAAGCCCAAGUUUUCUGAGCCCUUCCCUGUGACUGUGGGUCAAGGGCCACUUUGCUUGGCCCUACCUUUGCCCUUGACCCAGACCUAAGCUCAACCAUGGGCCACAGCUGUUGGUGUCCCAGGCCUGAUGCCAGCCCUGCUCUGGCACAUCCUACCUACUCGGGCACAUGCCCAGGAAAGGGAUUGUCACCUCAAGGUUUGCUGAUAACAGCUUGUUGGAUAUAACGGGGAGCUCCCCAGGCAGGCGCCCCACACCUCCCUGACCACGCACCAUGGCCUUCCUCUGGCUCCUCUCCUGCUUCGCCCUCCUGGGCACAGCCUUCGGCUGCGGGGUCCCCGCCAUCCAGCCGGUGUUAAGUGGCCUGUCCAGGAUCGUCAAUGGGGAAGACGCUGUCCCGGGCUCCUGGCCCUGGCAGGUGUCCCUGCAGGACAGCACCGGCUUCCACUUCUGCGGGGGCUCCCUCAUCAGCGAGGACUGGGUGGUCACUGCUGCCCACUGCGGGGUCAGAACCACCCACCAGGUUGUAGCCGGGGAGUUCGACCAGGGCUCAGCUGCUGAGAGCAUCCAGGUGCUGAAGAUCGCCAAGGUGUUCAAGAACCCCAAGUUCAACAUAUUCACCAUCAACAACGACAUCACCCUGCUGAAGCUGGCCACGCCCGCCCGCUUCUCCGAGACCGUGUCCGCCGUGUGCCUGCCCCAGGCCACCGACGACUUCCCUGCCGGGACCCUGUGUGCCACCACGGGCUGGGGCCUGACCAAACACACCAAUGCCAACACCCCCGACAAGCUGCAGCAGGCGGCCCUGCCCCUCCUGUCCAACGCCGAGUGUAAGAAGUUCUGGGGCAGCAAGAUCACCGAUCUUAUGGUCUGUGCGGGUGCCAGUGGCGUCUCCUCCUGCAUGGGUGACUCUGGUGGCCCCCUGGUCUGCCAGAAGGAUGGAGCCUGGACCCUGGUGGGCAUCGUGUCCUGGGGCAGCAGCACCUGCUCCACCUCCACUCCUGGCGUGUAUGCCCGUGUCACCAAGCUCAUACCCUGGGUACAGCAGAUCCUGCAAGCCAACUGAGUCCCCCACCC
This is a messenger RNA of Nyctereutes procyonoides (raccoon dog), 1490 nucleotides long. It is a transcript of the gene CTRB1, whose product is annotated as chymotrypsinogen B1. The transcript has 7 exons. The coding region runs from base 688 to 1479 and encodes 263 amino acids. Lineage: Eukaryota; Metazoa; Chordata; Mammalia; Carnivora; Canidae. Gene Ontology annotation, biological process: proteolysis. The record is from RefSeq and is a predicted model, not a curated record. Gene Ontology annotation, molecular function: serine-type endopeptidase activity.